CGCGGCGGCGGCGGCGGCGGCAGCAGCGGCGGCGGUAGCUGGGAGAGGGCGCUCCACGCAGCGGCGCAUUGAAUGGGGAAGCGAAGGCGGCAGACCUGUGCUGGGCUGCUCCGGGUCUGCCCGUCGCUUUGCAGUGUGCACCGCUCGCCAUGAGGAGUGCCCAACAGCUCGCCUGCUCUUCUUGCUCCCGGCCGCUCCUGCUCCGGGUGUUCUGAACCUGCGGCCGAUGCGGAUCGCGGGGGACCCCAAAAUCUGCUCUUCGCUCCCAGCCGGCUCCCGGGCUCCUGCCCGCCCCCUGUGAAGAGCCGGAGCCCCACCUGUGGAGGAGGUGGCGCAGGGCGCACCCUCGCGGGGACCCGGCUCCGCUGGACUUGCGAACGAAACGGGAACGUUUUGCAUUUUUUUUUUUUUAGGGUAGAGGUGCCGGGAGCUAGUGCAGGGGUUCGGGGCACGCAGAAGGAGGAGAGGGAGGGAAGUCUUUGGGCUAGUCUGUCCUCGGGGAGAGGUUUCCUCCCCCAAGCUUGGGGGAGAUUAUGGGACUCCCAGCCCUGGAGUUCAGCGACUGCUGCCUGGACAGCCCGCAAUUCCGAGACACGCUCAAGUCUCACGAAGCCGAGCUGGAUAAGACCAACAAGUUCAUUAAAGAGCUCAUCAAGGAUGGGAAAUCCCUCAUCUCGGCGCUCAAGAAUUUGUCUUCUGCCAAGCGGAAAUUUGCUGAUUCCCUAAAUGAAUUUAAGUUCCAAUGCAUAGGAGAUGCAGAGACAGAUGAUGAGAUGUGCAUCGCAAGGUCUUUGCAGGAGUUUGCCACUGUUCUCAGGAAUCUUGAAGAUGAGCGGAUACGGAUGAUUGAAAAUGCCAGCGAAGUGCUCAUCACGCCUCUGGAAAAGUUCCGCAAGGAACAGAUUGGGGCUGCCAAGGAUGCCAAGAAGAAGUAUGAUAAGGAAACAGAGAAGUAUUGUGGUGUCUUGGAGAAACACUUGAACUUGUCUUCCAAGAAGAAAGAAGCUCAUCUUCAUGAGGCAGACAACCAAGUGGACCUGGUCCGGCAGCACUUUUAUGAAGUCUCCCUCGAGUAUGUCUUCAAGGUGCAGGAAGUCCAAGAAAGGAAGAUGUUUGAGUUUGUGGAGCCUCUGCUGGCCUUCCUGCAGGGACUCUUCACCUUCUACCAUCAUGGUUAUGAACUUGCCAAGGAUUUCAGUGACUUCAAGACACAGCUGACCAUCAGCAUACAGAAUACAAGAAAUCGCUUUGAAGGUACCCGAUCAGAAGUAGAGUCACUGAUGAAAAAAAUGAAGGAGAAUCCUCAUGAACACAAGACCAUUAGUCCUUAUACCAUGGAGGGCUAUCUCUACGUCCAGGAGAAACGUCACUUUGGCACUUCUUGGGUGAAGCACUAUUGUACGUACCAGCGGGAAUCCAAAAGGAUCACCAUGGUGCCCUUUGACCAGAAAUCAGGAGGAAAGGGGGGAGAAGAUGAAUCAGUCAUUCUCAAAUCAUGCACACGACGGAAAACAGACUCUAUUGAAAAGAGGUUUUGCUUUGAUGUGGAAGCUGUAGAUAGGCCAGGUGUUAUCACCAUGCAGGCGUUGUCUGAAGAGGACCGGAGACUGUGGAUGGAAGCCAUGGAUGGCCAGGAACCAGUCUACAACUCAAACAAAGACAUUCAGAGUGAAGGAACUGCACAGUUGGACACCAUUGGCUUCAGCAUAAUCAGGAAGUGCAUCCAUGCUGUGGAAACCAGAGGGAUCAAUGAGCAAGGACUCUACAGAAUUGUUGGCGUCAACUCCAGAGUCCAGAAGUUGCUGAGUGUUUUGAUGGACCCCAAAACAGCUUCUGAAACAGAAGUGGAUAUAUGUGCGGAGUGGGAAAUAAAGACCAUUACUAGUGCACUGAAGACUUACUUAAGAAUGCUCCCUGGGCCACUCAUGAUGUACCAGUUCCAAAGAAGUUUCAUCAAAGCAGCUAAGCUAGAGAACCAGGAGUCUCGAGUCUCAGAAAUCCAUGCCCUUGUUCAUCGGCUCCCGGAAAAAAACCGGCAAAUGUUACAGUUACUCAUGAAUCAUUUGGCAAAUGUUGCGAAUAACCACAAGCAAAAUUUGAUGACUGUGGCAAACCUGGGUGUGGUGUUUGGACCCACGCUGCUGAGACCGCAAGAAGAAACGGUGGCAGCCAUCAUGGAUAUCAAGUUCCAGAAUAUUGUGAUUGAGAUAUUAAUAGAAAACCAUGAAAAGAUAUUUAACACUGUGCCUGAUGCACUCCUCACAAACACCCAGCAGAGCUUGUCUUGGAAGAAAAGCAAUGACUCGAAGCCACCCUCCUGCAGCGAGAGGCCACUGACGCUCUUUCACACAGUACAGGCAACAGAAAAACAAGAACAAAGAAACAGUCUCAUCAACUCCAGUCUGGAAUCUGUUGUCUCUUCAAAUGCCAACAGCAUCCUCAACUCCAACAGCCCUCUGCAGCCCAGUGUGAACUCAAGUGACCCUGAGCUGGAAGUGAUGAAACCCACUAGGCCCAGUUCACUCCCCCCGAAUCCAAGCCCAACUUCACCCCUCUCACCGUCCUGGCCCAUGUUCUCUGCGCCAUCCAGCCCUAUGCCCACCUCAUCUACGUCCAGUGACUCAUCCCCCAUCAGCUCACCUUUCCGAAAAGCAAAAGCCUUGUAUGCUUGCAAGGCUGAACAUGACUCAGAGCUCUCGUUCACAGCAGGCACUGUCUUCGAUAAUGUUCAUCCAUCUCAGGAGCCUGGCUGGUUAGAGGGAACUCUAAAUGGGAAGACAGGAUUAAUCCCGGAGAACUACGUUGAGUUUCUCUAACUUCGGACACCCGAGCAAUACUGCUGAAUGUUACAUGGUAUCCAUGACAACUGCUGAUCAGGGUGCAAUGGAUCAUUUCUCUCAGCCAUGGAGAAAUGCAGGGCGACGGACUCUUUUUCCUCUCUGUCAAAAUGAAUGUUUCUGUGAAUCCUAGUGUCCCUGUCUGUAUCAUCAUCUCAGCUGAUGCGCAGCAAUGCUUUAAGUGGUGGAAUCAGGAGUACAGCUGGGUUCUGACUCGUUGGUAGAAGGCUUGCAACAUGGCCAUUUUCUUAUGAACGCUCCAAGCAGAGAAGACUCAUUCUCAUUCUGGGGGGGUCUGAGCACAGAACUCCAGAAUGGAGGAGUAGACAAUAAGUUGUCCCAGAAACCCAGGAGGUAGGGGAAGGAGACUGACCAGAAGAGGGGUCUCUCUCUGCUGGUGGGGUGGGCUUCUGCUUUUGUUUACAGUGAGCUCUUUCUUCAUUCCAUGAGACCCACUCUGCUCACAGGCAAGCUGCUCUCUGCCUGGUCUCAGGGUGGGAAGGGGUUAAGGCAUUGUUUACAUAAUUUCAAACCACUCACCAUUUCUGUAGCAUCUGUUUGCCCAUCCUCAGCAAAACUCAGUCCAAUCUUCUCACAGGAGGGAGCACACACCCCCUCCAGCAAAGGCCUGUCUCUUCAACUGAGGGCUGUGAUCACCUGGUAACCACGGCAACCUGGCCUGCUGCAAAACAAACAAAAAAAGAGAAAACACAAAUCUCUAAAACAUGUUUUUUCCUCUUUCACUCUUUUCCUCCACCCCCUGGCAUUGGUAUCUUUUCCUAAUGGUUUUAAAGCACUACUUCACAGUAGAAGAAGAAACUGGAAUGGUCUCCUUGGGGGCAAGUAUGAAAGUAGCUGGGAAUUGGCCCCUUUCUAGAUGAGCAUGAGCAGUACCAGUGUGUAUUUGGAGCAAACCCUUAUAGCAUUUUUGAGAUUAGAUUGCAGCCAGGCAAAACAUUUUUGCUGGAUUCAACUGGCAUUUCCCCACUGGAGGACAAAAUGCUGCUCCUGAAAGAUGACUUAUUCCUCUUUGUCUUUCUGCUUGUUCCAUAUCCUGCCCAUCACCCCUCCUAGGCUUAAUCAGAACUAUACCCUUUUCCCCUCCCCUCAAACUCUUAUCAAAUUUGCCUUUGGGGAAUGGGCCUGGUCCAGCUCCUCAUUCCUCUCUUGGUGUUUCCAAGGUUAUCCUGUUCUUACCAUGUGGCCAAAGAUGCCACAACCGUUCACUGCAUUAGCAUAAAUUUUUUUCAGUCCACAUAAGUGUUAGAUUGUUCCUCUGGCAAAUUGUGAUUCUAAAGGAAACCCCUCCCUCCCCCACAAAAAAGGGUAGAGGGAAGGAGGUAGUUUCUUGAGAAGGAUAAUCUCUUUGGAAGGAAGGGUGAGCACUUGGAGGAUCUUUGUGGGUAGAGACUGUCUUGUGAGAUUUACUUAGGGUAGGAAGAAGGGGGCUAGAGUGGGACUAUUUUCUGGUUCAGAUUGGAGGGUUAGGGAUAAAAAGCUUUACAACUUCCUGUGAAACAGCAUCUCAUUGGCUGAGACACUCAGAAAAGAAAAGUGCUGAGCUGCCUGCCUGUUUGUACUAGGGAGAAUUGUCCUCUCCCCACCUGACCCUUAAGUCCUACAACUCCUGUGGAAUUAACUUCAAAGAAAGAAAUGAAACUUGAGUUGGUGAAUUACUGUAUCUUACUUUUUAAUUGAAGAAAAUAAUUUGUAAAUAGAGAAAUUUGAAUACUCUAUGGUAAAAUUUUAUAUUUGAUAUUUUAAGAUGAGCUAUAAUGAGUGAGUAACUUGACCCAUGUACGGCUUGUGUAGUGAAGAGAAAGAAGUCAAGGGAAGGGAAGGGAAAGAUGAUCAGAAGACUUCAGCCAGUAUAGCCCUGACAAAAUCUGAAUUAGCCUCAUCUGCUCAUUUGGCCGGUGGAAAUUGAUUUUGCUGCCUUUCAUUGAUCCCGAAAUAUUAGCUAAUUCUUUCCUGGUAUUGGAGUAAGAGGAAAGGAGGAGCUUAAGUAAAUAAAAACUCCCUCUGAGUGAUUGAUCGGCUUCUAGAGCAGUGAGGUAGGAGAGGCAGGAGGACGUUUCCUUGGCCAGUAGGUAUGGGGAAGGAACAAGGGAUUUUUAGUUGGUGUCCUCUUGGGGGUAGUGCAUGAUGCUUACCGUAUAUGGAGGAGAUAUGACAGCUUCUGGAUCUUUAUCCCUUACCUUCUCCCACAUCUUCUAAGACUGACUGGUUCUGGAGUAUCUGCAAAAGAUUAAAAUCUAGAUCUAAUUACCUGCUUCCUCUACCUCCUCUACCCCCUUCUUCUAGCUGUCAAAACAAGAGGUGAGUGAAUGAUGGCAGUGAGCAUGCUUGCCUCAGCAGUGGCAUUAAAGUUAUCAGGGCCAGGUUUUUCAUUUUCAUCCCCAGUUAAUGUGAGUUCCCCCUUGUCAUUUUGCCACAGCUCAAGGAUCAAACAUAUUUUCUAGUAACCCAGUCAAGGGCUACCAAGAAUACUGCUGUAGAAUAAACAGGACAAGAAUUCUGCAUGGGCAGAAAGAGAGGGCUCAAAGGGCUUGUUGACAUUAACCCAAGGAGACAGGGUCCAUAUGGAUAAGGCAGAGUAUAUCCCUUGGGGGAUUGAACGAGGAAGAAGGGAAGGAUCUCCCAAAGAAGAGGUAGCCACUUCUUAAGGGUAAACAAUUUCCAGUCUUGUCUUGUGUGCUUUUUUUUAAUAGAGCCAAACCAAGGUUUUUACUACAUUUGGUAUGUUUAAAUAGCAAUGUACCCAGUCAGAGCUAAGUGUAUGUGGGCUCUGUGCACUGACCAAGAGAAAUGAUGUGCCCUGGCUAGAGACAGUUUCCACUUUCAGCCUCCUGUGGUCCAAAGCAUUUUCCCUUGGAAGCUUAUUCUUCAUUCCACAGCAGGGAGUCUUGUUUCGGAGCCAAAGGGAAAUAGAGCUGCUGUCCUUGGGAUUUUUCAGGCUUACCCCCUUCCCUUGCUAGGCUACUCUAGGCCAGUGACAGAUGGCUCUAUGUUUUCUGCUUUUCUAGGCAGCCUUUCUUCAUAUCAGGUAAAAAACCACUCUGAAUAGGAGCCAGGAAGAAGAAAGACACUUUCCUUUUAACCUAGGUCUUUAGCAUUUCCAUUAUUGAUUUCCCCCCAAUUCUCCAUCUUUCAGCUUGACUAGAAAUGUGGUGGGGAGGAUGGGAGGAUGGGAUGAUGGACUGGAGUUGAGAAGCUAGUCAUUGGUGAGUGUUUACCCGAGUUCACCAUGGAAACUGACACCUCUUACACAGCCUGAUGGACCCUUUAUUUUGGUCAAGGUGAUGAAGACCUUCUACAUGGCUACACAGACCUGAAGAAUGGAGCCAACUGGCACACCUCCCAGCAUUGAGGAGGUCACCAGCUCUCUUAACUGUUUUUCCAGAUCUCCAGAGAUAGCAGUUAUACAGCCCAGCCUCCCUGUGUUCUCCCAGCCUUAUGUUUACCACCUCUUCGGUGAAAGUGUUCCUCCUUAUCUCUGACCAAAUUCUCAUUUCAGUGUUAGUCCACUUUUUGCUUGGUGUUCCAUGGACCCUGAAAACAAAUGACACGUUUGUGGGUAAUAGUGACCUUGCUGAAGGUCAGUUUGGACACUUGCCUAGGACUCUCCUUGUAGCAGUGCCAGGGAGGAAAGAACUCUCAACACCUGUCUAAAUCAUAGAUUUGGGAAUAAUAAAAAUAAAGUCCAGCCUGAUUGGUAGAGCUUCAGGUGACUUAGAAAUUUAUUGCCUUUGGGCAUUUUCCCUUUUGGGGGCCCCUACUUCCUAAAGGUAGUCUUGAUCACCAAAUACUAUGAAUCAUGCCAUUGGGAUAGUUGUGUAUAAAGGUGUGUUGGGGGGGCAGCCAUUUCUCAAAGGUAAACUCCUACAGGUAUACAAUUUAACAUGGGCCUAAAUGUGUCUAAAAAACAACCAUGUUAUGGCCAGAAAAAUCAGCCAAUAUUAAAAUUUGCUGCCUGAUGUUAAAAAAAAAAUUGUUACCAAUAUGUUUCACUUUGGGAGUUAACCAUUAUCUCUGGCUAAUUUUCCUAUAUUCAGUUACAUUGACAGUCCUGCCCCGAAUUCCCCAGUAAAGUCAGCAGCUGUUGGGCAAUUCACACCCUGUGCUGGUGUUUAAAAAAUUCUCCAUGCACUCAGAUGUGUUUGGCAGCCAUACUGAUCCCCCAACAAGGCCCAACUACUCCCUCCUUGUAGAAUAAAAUGAUACCAGUAGCAGUGAAAUGAACCUUACUCUUACAGACUACCUGUAGUAAGACUCCAAAGGGUCUUUUAGCUUCUUCCUUUUAUACCUACAGUUCUCAUUUAAAUAGCUUCCAAAUAUGGGGUGAAAGGGCACUUAGAAAAUCCAAAUGCCCCAAGACCAAGCGUUGGAACGAGUAGGCACCUAACACUACUUCUGGAAGGACUCCUUGAGAGAUGAAGGGGCUAAAAUCCCAAGGCACAACCACAAUAUGACAUGAUCACAACUUUGGAAGUUGAGCCAGGCCCCAGAAUACUGUUGAAUGCCCAGAUUUUAAUAUUCCCCUGGUCAAAAUUCUCCAUAGUGUUCCCAUUUGAGAACCAGAAUAUUAGAAUAAAAAUAGAGAGAGCAGAAUGUCACAGCAUCUAGGCUACUUAGACCACACCCUGGAAGUGUUGAGUGAUGGUACCUAGUGUUUCUACCUUGCUAUACAAAGACUAGAGGCAUCUUUUUCAAGCAUUUAAAUACCUGUCCUCACAGGCGCAUCACAUCCAGGGUUAGUUCUCUACCUGUGAAAUGGAAAGAUCUAAACAGUAUGUAUAUGUAUGAGUAUGUGUUUGUGUAUGCGUAUGUACAGAACAUAUAUUUACAUAUAUAGCUAUGUAAGCAGACCCACAGAAGCCUGCAGUCACUGAGCCAUUGUAGAGAUUCAGGGGUUAGGAAAUAGGUUAGAGAGACGAGUUAUUGACUCUAGAAAAAAUGAUCAGAGAUGUAAAUUAAGUGCCAUUUUAAAACUUUGUUCAUAUUUAUAAGAUGUUUACUAUCUAUAGCCAUGUUCUUUAUUAACUUAAUAAAAAUUAUGUUGAAAAAUCAUACAUUGAUUGUGGUAACUGGCUCUCAGCUACCAUGUUCAGAAGCAUUCUCAAAGAUGUCAAUAUUUCAGGAAAGAAAAAUGAUGCAUGUUUAAUUUGUUAUUUAGGCUACCUUUGAGUAUGCUGUGAUGUAAUAAAUAUUAAUAAAGUACUUAAAAAUGGCACCUUAAUGUUAAAAAAAACAUUCUACUAUAUAAAUAAUGCACUAUCUUAAACUUCAACUCAGUAUUUGGUAUUGCCUGGUGCGUAGAAUCCAAUAAAGUAAUUACAAAAUAAUUUGUGGUUAGAGUGCAACUCGCCCCACACACAAACCCCAGUUAUUAGUAAAACAGAUAUUUGUUUUGUUUUGCCAUGUGUGAGCUUUUUUGUUAAAUGUGCUAUUGCUUUAUUCAACUGCAGCUAUGGAGAUCGAGCAAUUUCUGUCCACGUGGCCUUUGAGACUUUGCUUUCUUACAUUUGGUCAGUUUGUGUGACAAUCCCUGUGAAAGGAGUGGAAGUUUGAUUUCAAAUUAAAUGUCUUUUCC
Messenger RNA from Trichosurus vulpecula (common brushtail), 8430 nucleotides. It is a transcript of the gene ARHGAP26, whose product is annotated as Rho GTPase activating protein 26. Gene Ontology annotation, biological process: signal transduction. Gene Ontology annotation, cellular component: cytoplasm. Bases 534 to 2816 code for a protein of 760 amino acids. The transcript is spliced from 23 exons. The record is from RefSeq and is a predicted model, not a curated record. NCBI's taxonomy places the organism in Eukaryota, Metazoa, Chordata, Mammalia, Diprotodontia, Phalangeridae. Gene Ontology annotation, molecular function: GTPase activator activity; protein binding.